Aspergillus uvarum CBS 121591 is the source of this 1526-nucleotide messenger RNA. RefSeq lists its product as uncharacterized. Lineage: Eukaryota; Fungi; Ascomycota; Eurotiomycetes; Eurotiales; Aspergillaceae. The record is from RefSeq and is a predicted model, not a curated record. The transcript is spliced from 6 exons. The coding region runs from base 1 to 1356 and encodes 451 amino acids.
AUGCUGCUAUUGUGGAGGGCAAGACCUUGCAUGAUCUCGACAUCGCUCUCGGCAACCCUAACUGAGACCGAUCUCAAUUGCUCAUCAUUUCUUUGUCAUGACAAAGAGACGCGGUCGCUGAUCCGCGCUCUCAAGGUUAUUUCGUGGCAAAUUGCAAACGCAGACACCGUGUACCGCAAGGCUUUGAGCUCUAUCGACAUGACGAGCACCAGUAACCUGGAAACUCUCUGGGGUAUGCGACCGACUCGUCCACACACUGCGUCUGCGAACUGGGGAAAGUUUCAGCUCCAUAUCCUCCUGACGGGUCAGGAAGAGACCAUGAGUUGGGUCAGAAACCAUCUCGGGGCGAAGAUAUCGGUCAUUGAUUUGACAACAAAGAACGCCAACGACAUGAAGAAGUUCAUUGAAAGUCGGAUGGACCGGCUGGAUAUUUUCGGUGGUUCGUCGGAACAAGUCGCCUCAAUGCGCCACGAGACCUUGGAAACCUUACUGCGAGAGACCCAAGGUGACUUCGUCAGCGCUGGCUUGUUGUUAGACGAAAUCAGCACUAAACAACGUCCCGGCGAGAUUCGAGACAUUUCGGCUCGCUCGAGACACAUUAAUGAACUUCUCACCUGGGCCAUGUUCGCUGCGAGGCCGCUUACUCUUGGGGAGCUUGAAAGCGUUCUGUCUCUCAGAUGCCGUGAACAAUCGCUGAGACCACUAUCAAAGGUGAUUAUCGACCAGUAUUCGUCUCUUCUUCGGGUCGAAGGCAGAUUGAAUGGCGCAAGCAAGGAGUUCGACCUCAAGUCCCGUGUACUGUUGGCGUCGGACCCAGUGAAACACUUCCUGGAUGCACCAGUACAAGGUGGUACAGGCAUGGAAUCCAAGGUUUGGAAUGAUGUUGAGGCGGUCAACGAAAGCGAGGUGCGAAUUGUGCGCCGAUUCUUGGAGUUCGUCUGCGAUGCUAGCCUUUUCCACAGAUCUGGUUUUGAAGGCUUUUUUGUGACGAAGCUAAGCAGAAGCUCUCCCAAGGCUUGCUUGGAGGCUAUCUGUUCGCUCGACAGGCCCAAAAUGGACUUCCUGCUGGAUUAUGUAGUUGAGCUUUUUCCUGAUCACCUGGAGCAGUGCGACCUUUCAUCAGUAUACCCACAGGACAAUAUGUCUAUAGGACCUUAUCUAGUGGCACUGUUUGAUGAUGUAGAGACUAACAAGCGAUGGUGGUUGACUGGCUAUUCGUCCGUGAGAAAAUCACGGCAGGUCUGGUUCUACAAGGAUACAUACGCCGAUCUUGUCAUGAGAUGGCUACAAGACUUUGCUGUCACUAAGAAUCUCACGGGUAUCCAGUCCAGGUGGGGUGCAGAGGCUGAUCUAUAAGUUCGAGCCCGACGCCGAUAUUAUCGAGCAGACAGCUAUUCAUAUAGCGGAAGUCUGGCUUAAGACAACUGAUGUUAUGGAAUUCAUGCACUGGUACUUCCCUUCCGUGUAUGGGUGGUUUACCAAGAUCGAGAAUUGUAAAGACCUGCUAUUCAGGCUCUCGAGGCCAC